Messenger RNA from Phytophthora sojae, 186 nucleotides. RefSeq lists its product as hypothetical. NCBI's taxonomy places the organism in Eukaryota, Oomycota, Peronosporomycetes, Peronosporales, Peronosporaceae. The transcript has a single exon. The record is from RefSeq and is a predicted model, not a curated record. Bases 1 to 186 code for a protein of 61 amino acids.
AUGAUUGCUGAAUUUGUGCAACACGAAGGCAACCAAUGUCUUCUCAUACAAGAUGACUGGGAUCUCACGGUAGGUAUUGUCGUUCAGAGCGCCGCUCAGAGAGAGAUUUUUGCUCGAUGGGGAGAUACACUCGUUCUAGACUGGACCCACAACACUAACAACGCCGAGGGUACUUUGUGCCCUUAA